GAUGCUUAGGACUCAGGAGGGAGAACCAGCCAGGCAGCACAUCACAGCGGGAGGAGCUGUCCCAGGUGGCGCAGCUCAGCAAUGGCAAUGGGGGUCCCCAGAGUCAUUCUGCUCUGCCUCUUUGGGGCUGCACUCUGCCUGACAGGGUCCCAAGCCCUGCAGUGCUACAGUUUUGAGCACACCUACUUUGGCCCCUUUGACCUCAGGGCCAUGAAGCUGCCCAGCAUCUCCUGUCCUCACGAGUGUUUUGAGGCUAUCCUGUCUCUGGACACCGGGUAUCGCGCGCCGGUGACCCUGGUGCGGAAGGGCUGCUGGACCGGGCCGCCUGCCGGCCAGACGCAAUCGAACCCGGACGCGCUGCCGCCAGACUACUCGGUGGUGCGCGGCUGCACAACUGACAAGUGCAACGCCCACCUCAUGACUCAUGACGCCCUCCCCAACCUGAGCCAAGCACCUGACCCACCGACGCUCAGCGGCGCCGAGUGCUACGCCUGUAUCGGGGUCCAUCAGGAUGACUGCGCUAUCAGCAGGUCCCGACGGGUCCAGUGUCACCAGGACCAGACCGCCUGCUUCCAGGGCAAUGGCAGAAUGACAGUCGGCAAUUUCUCAGUCCCUGUGUACAUCAGAACCUGCCACCGGCCCUCCUGCACCACUGAGGGCACCACCAGCCCCUGGACAGCCAUCGACCUCCAGGGCUCCUGCUGUGAGGGGCACCUCUGCAACAGGAAAUCCAUGACCCAGCCCUUCAACAGUGCUUUGGCCACCACCCCUCCCCGAGCGGUACAGGUCCUGGCCCUGCUCCUCCCGGUCCUCCUGCUGGUGGGGCUCUCAUCAUAGACUGCCCCUCCAGGAUGCUGGGGACAGGGUUCACACACCUCCUUCUUGCUGCUUCAGCCCCUAUCACAUAGCUCACUGGAAAACGAUGUUAAAAUAAGAAUUGCACUCCUGUCCCUCUGGCCUUCCAUCUCUCCCUCCCUCGUGCCCCCCUGGUCAACAGGACUGGAAGAAACUGGACACAGUCACCAGUAUCCCAGGGGAGGGCAAAACAGCCAUGUCCUGCCCUGAUGAAGAGCAAUUCUCAUCACAGCUGUUACUUACUGAGCACCAGGCACCCCGUAACACGGCUUCCUGUGCUCUCCUUCCAGAGCUUGUCGCAGCUCUAGGGUGGAGCUAUACAAUGAUGUCUUUAUUAGUGUCAUCAUGAGAGGCCCAAUAGCAGUAUGCCCUAACAGUUAGUAGGCCAGCCUCUGGAGGUAAGCUGCAUGGGUUCAAAUCCUGGCUCCACCAUUCAGCCUACGGAGACCAUGAGCAAGUUACUUAAGCCAGGCUCUGGAGCUAAGCUGCAUGGGUUCAAAUCCCAGCUCCACCAUUCAGCCCGCAGAGACCAUGGACGAGUUACUUGAAUUCUCUGUGCCAAUAUUUUCUCACCUAUAAGGUGGAGGUGAAAAUAAACUCUAUAAAUGAUGACAAGAACUGCUUCACAGUAGUUGUGGUGAGGAUUCAACAAGAUUAACAUUUAGUACUUGGGACACAGCAGUGACCCAGUGUAAGUGGGCUACUGUCAUAAGCUCUAAGUCACAGGUCAACAAACUGAAAGGCAAAAGCACUUGGUUGAGCUUGUGUAUCUAGUGAGUAGAGAAUCAAGAAUCAGAUUCCCAGCCCCAUGAACUGCUAAGCAACACCACCUCCCAAACACAUGAGUGCCAAGUAACUUCACAGAAAAACACAAAAGGCAAAGUUCAGCGAGGUGAAAUUCUUCAAGCUGUAAAGAUCAGGGAAGACUUCCUGGAGGAAUUAACCCUUGAGAAAAAUCCUAAAGGAUCAAUAGUAGCUGGCAAAAAGAAGCAAGAGGAAGGGCAUUCUAGGUAGAGGAGACAGCCUGGACAAAGGUCUGAGGGAGGAAGGAAUACAGGGUGUACAGGACACUUUCAUAAGUGCAUGAACUUCAUAGAGAUGGGAUCCUUCAGCAUGUUCUCUGUGCACAUGCUUUACUAUGUUCUUUCACAUGCUUUUUGCCACUUGAUCUUUCCAACAACUCAGUGAGGGAAGCAAAAAAGUAAGUUGCAUCCUGC
Rhinopithecus roxellana (golden snub-nosed monkey) is the source of this 2072-nucleotide messenger RNA. It is a transcript of the gene LYPD5, whose product is annotated as LY6/PLAUR domain containing 5. NCBI's taxonomy places the organism in Eukaryota, Metazoa, Chordata, Mammalia, Primates, Cercopithecidae. Gene Ontology annotation, cellular component: plasma membrane. Bases 82 to 837 code for a protein of 251 amino acids. The record is from RefSeq and is a predicted model, not a curated record. The transcript is spliced from 5 exons.